Molecule: messenger RNA, 4149 nt
Organism: Symbiodinium sp. CCMP2592
Lineage: Eukaryota; Dinophyceae; Suessiales; Symbiodiniaceae
Source: the annotation of a GenBank genome assembly
AUGCUCAGCUCGGCGAGCUCCUGGUUACAGCUUGACAGGCUUGAGCAAGCCAAGGUGCAGGUGAACACCGGUUCUGGCGGGGCGUUUCCCUGCCACUUCGAUCUGCCUGCAGCCUCUGAUGCGCGACGCAUUUUGACCGCUUUGUUGUAUCUCAACCCGGAUUGGGCUGAGGGCGACGGCGGGGAAGUGGAAAUACUCCCUUUCCCCUUUGCAGAUUCUCCCUUGCCACCCUUGGACAGACGCCUCGUGGUGUUUUCAUCGUGCACGACUUUGCAUCGUGUGCGACCUUUCCGCGGAGCUUCGAGCCGCGUGUGCAUCAAUCUUUGGUUUGAGGGUGAGGCGCAGAUCCCGUUCCCGGCGCCACUGCGGGCUCCAUCGGUCGACGAGCGGGUGCUGAAGGUGAUUCGCAUACUGCGGCAGCAGCCUGUGGAGCUUCGAGCCUUCUGCAAGGUUUGGUACAGCGACCUCUUCGUGGAAUCGCUGCGGGAUGCCUUCGAGGCCUCCGAGGCGCUGGAGGCCGCCCUGCAACUCCACCAGACCGAGAGGCAGGCCGUGGAGUCUCGCAUUGCCCCAGCCACGCUCCGGCUGCUGCGGGAGUUCUUGCCCCUAAGACCCGUGGCCGAACAGGUGGAGGAGGCUGCCGAAAUGACGGACCUGUUUGAUGGGUCUGUCUUGCAGAAGUGCGUCAAGGACAACUCGCAGGUGCUGAUCAACUGCCGCAACAAUCGGAAGAUCUUGGCCCGAGUGAAGGCAUUCGAUCGGCAUUCGAACAUGGUCCUGGAGAACGUGAGGUGGCCGAUUUGGGCUCAACAGGGUGCCAUUGUGGUCCCCAUCUGGCUCUCGUCAUUGCCAAGGCUUCUUCCCGCCUCGCCCCAUGGAUGCCGGGACCACAACCGCCUCUUCAUGCCAGCCAUGAGGAUACUUACGAUUCUUCAUACUCUGGCGAUAGCAGCCGCAGUCCGGGAAUCCGACGGGGUGAUCGAGACCAGUUGCGAGAGCAGCGAGGUCGCCAGUGCUCGAGGAGGAGUUCUACUGCAGCGAACUGUGCUGAACAGAGUCCGGGCAAUUCUGGGAUCAGGACAGUUUCUGGAGCACUUUGAGCCCAAGCAAAACUCGAACAGCACGCCCGGAGAAGGCUCUAUCCGCCAUCUGCCUUGCGGCCAACUGAUAAAGCUCAAUGCUUCAUAUGCCCUCGAUGCCACAUGUCCCUCCUCCUGUCCACUCCACGUCGAUCCGACCAGCGAUUCAGCGAAGGACUUCUGCCAGUCCAUGUGCGUGCCAGAGGGAGCGUGCAAGCGCCACAAUCCAAAGGCACCUGUUGGGGAUCCGGCCAUCGGCUCCUGCCGAGGAGCGGUAGUGGACGGGUGCGAGGUGCCCAGCGAGGAUGGCACAGACUCGUGCGAGGAGUGCGACGGCUUCUUCUACCUCACGAAAGAUCGGAAGUGCGCUCGCAAAUAUGCCUGGGCACUCUACGUCAUUGCAGCGGUGCUGGUGGUGGUGAUUCUGCUCGCUCUUGCGAUCUUGGUCGAUUUGCUGAUGCGGCCUGUGACGAAUGAAGCCGGGCUUGAGGACGCCCUUGCUUACCGCUCCCGGCAGAAGUUAAGGAUGCCGAACGUUGAUGGCAGCGGUCGCCACCUGUACCCUUUGUCGACGAAUCUUUGUACGGGCAUCGUUGGCGGUCCGGGCCUGGCGCUGCACUUCCGCUUCCAGGCAGUCAUCGUCAUCUGGGCUGCCGUCAUUGCCUCCAGCUGGUUGCUGCUAGCGCUGCUUGUGGACUAUGACCUUCUAGUCCUCGGCACGAAAGAGUUCGGGACCGCAGUUGGCUGCCGACAGAAAGGUGCCAGGCAAGCAUUGUUCUCCAUUGCGUUUGCAGGAGCUUUCCUGACGGCUUCUAUUGCCGUCUUGAGUCCACUGAAGGCGCAAAUCCAAACCGAGCUUGGUUGCACGGACGCGCAAACGGGACUUCCAGCAUUCGCAACGCAAUUCUCGCAAGUGGCAGCUGCAGCUUUCUCUGGCAUUUUUGCGAGCCAAAAGGGCGUCAGCCGCCGUUUCGUUCUCUCUAUGUCUUGCGCGGUUGUGUCUGUCUCGACAUGCUUGAUUGUCGUCAAGCCGAGCAUUGGACUUCUCUGCGUAUUGCGAGUCUUCGUGGGGGCGGGCUAUGCGUGCGGCAUGAUCAUCAUCCCGUCUUUGCUAGUGGACUAUUUUCCCAUUCCAGAUAGAAGCUAUGUCUUCGCACUGUUCGAGGUAAGUUGCUUGUUGGGUGGAGCCUUCAGCUACGCAAUUGGAGCGGUGAUUGCAGAAGCCAUGGGUUGGAAAGCAGCAGUGGUGACCGUUGGUGCACCUUGUCUGAUUGCUAGCGCCGCCGUGAACUUCAUCAGGGAACCCAAGCAAGGCAUCAAUGACGUCAAUGUAGUUGAAGAGGGGACGUCAACGAUUGCUAAAUACCACAAAGUUCUCUCAAACCAACAUUUCUUGGUGAUCGUCGCGGUCAGCAUUAUGAACACCUUUGCGGAGAGUGCCCUCGCCGAUUGGUUCCCGACGUUGCUGCAGAGAUUCGAUGGGCAGAGUGUGCGAACAGCUGGCCUGGAAUGUGCCUUUGCAGGGAUCUUGGGUGGCUUGUUUGGGAGCAUCCUGGGUGCAAAAGCCAUCAGGAACUUUCAGGAAUCUGGUAAGAACAUUGAGCUGUUGGCACCUGGAAUGGCUACCAUGGCAACGAUUUGGCCAUGUCUAGCGCUCCUGUCGUUUCAGAUGCAGAACAUCUUCUCUAUCGUGGCUUUAUCAGCUGCUUACAUGUCUGCGUUCACGUUGAGCAGCGUGUGCUUGUCGGUGCUUCUCACGAAGGUUUUCCCUUCUUCUCAGAUCAGCUUGGCCGUAUCGGUUCGUCAGCUCUGCACAAGCGGCCUUGGGACUGCCUAUAAUAAGGCAUCUCUGCAGUCGCUCUUCUCCACGGAGGAUGAGCAUGCAUUUCGGAACUGCGUUCUGGUGGCAUGGGGCCGUGCGACACAGCGGAGGCUCAUGUGGCUGAAGACGUGGUUUCUGAGCUUUGUCUACAUCUUUUCAUUUCUGGGAAGUGUCUUUUUCGGCGCGCGCCAACUGUACUUCUGGGAGCGCCUCGAUGACAACAACGACACCAUGAAAGACUAUGCACUUCGACUGUCUGGCCUGCCAUGGCUGGACGGAACUGUGCGCAUGGAGGAGGAACUUAAGGAGAGUUUGCAGCUCGCAACUGGACGCACAGUGGUUGGAGUCUCUGUCUGCUGGGACUACCAUGAACAUCAGGAAGCUGUUCGUGCCCGGCUCGAGAAGGGAGAGGAUGUACAUCAACAAGGCGUCGUCAUUCGUCAGGACAUGGGCCCAUUCAGAAGCACUCUGUUUCAUUUCGAGCAGAUGAUCCUCGCUGAGGAUAAGGAGCAGCUUUUGUCAGAAGAUGAGUUCCGUGAUCUUCUGAUGUCGAUGAGGUGCUGCUCCACAGCCUUCGCUGUCUUCGAGACAGAGCGGGCGAGAGAUGAGGCUGCCGUUCUGCUGUCCUCCGGCCUGGCCUUUCGUGGCACCUGCCUCGAAGCAAGCCCUGCCGUGCGGGAGCCUCACGGCGUGAAUUGGAGGAACAUGCGGACAACUGGUCUUGCCGGUAAACUGCAAAGGCUGGGAAGAGGCUUCGCCCUGAUCCUUGUGGGCGUCGCUCUGUACCUCGGAAUUUUCUAUGCACCCUAUGCUUGGUCCAUCCUGAAGUUUAACUAUGAGGGUGGUCAGCAGCCUGGCAUAGUGUACACCAUCGCCUUCUCGCUGAUCGUUUGUGUGGGCAACCUGAUGAUGGCAGAGAUGUGCAGCCGUGUGGCAGACACCAUCGGCUUCGAGUACAAGGAGACCAGAGAAAAUUGCUACAUGGUCCUCUACUUGCUGGCCAUUGUGAUCAAUGUGGGUCUGGACAUAUGGACCACUUACUACAUGGCAUCUCAGACCUUCAGCUGCCAUGAUUCCUUCUGUUCUGGGUAUCACCGAGAGCGGUUCAAUCAACCGCGAAAGUCCAGAUAUUUCUUGCUGCAUGUUUCGAUGUGCAAGACAGCAUGUGUCUUCUCAAACACACAUCUUCGGUGGCUCGAGGUAAUGCAUUACUGCACGUGUGCCACAAUGAAGGUUUCAAGACUCUGA